GGAGUGCGAGGGACUUCAAGGGUUAUGGCGGAUGUUCCAGACGUCGGGUUUGAGCUACUGCACGCGGAGGUUGUGCGAAUUUUGAAGGAAGGCGUCGUCAAUAGAUCGAAUACUGAAAUGAAACUGAAGCUUGAAGAGCUAGGAUAUCGCGUUGGUCAGGGCUGGAUUGAAAAAUGCACGAAGGAUCGAGCUCCGUUCAGGGACGACUUGGAUGUUAUGAAGUUUGUGUGCAAGGAGUUCUGGAUGUCAAUUUACAACAAACAGGUGGACAACCUACGUACUAACCAUCAAGGUGUGUUUGUGCUGCAAGACAACACAUUUCACUUCCUUGGCCGCGUCUCCUCAAGUGUGCAACACACAGAAGAGUCACAAAUGUACCUGGCAUUUCCUGGUGGAAUGUUAAAGGGAGCUCUUGCUGCAAUAGGUGUCAACUGUUCUGUAGGAUACGAAAUCACUUCAAUGCCUGCAUGCAAGUUCACUAUCACAGUGCAACCUUCAUGAUGUCAAGAGUUGGAAACUGCAUUGUCCAUAUUGGACAGCUAGUGCUACUAUCAUAAUUUACACCCUCUUCUUAUGUAACCAGUGUUCCUUCUAGUUUCCAGAUUACAGACUGAAGAUCUGGGCACCUACACGCAUUAAGUUAAUCUAUAGCAGUUGCUGUGCAUAGUGGUUAGUUACACAAUACAUUACUGGACCAUGCUGU
Molecule: messenger RNA, 703 nt
Organism: Corticium candelabrum
Lineage: Eukaryota; Metazoa; Porifera; Homoscleromorpha; Homosclerophorida; Plakinidae
Product: trafficking protein particle complex subunit 6b-like
Exons: 6
Coding region: 25-501 (158 amino acids)
Biological process (GO): endoplasmic reticulum to Golgi vesicle-mediated transport; regulation of GTPase activity
Cellular component (GO): trans-Golgi network; TRAPP complex; cis-Golgi network
Source: RefSeq, a predicted model, not a curated record